This is a messenger RNA of Ogataea angusta, 1050 nucleotides long. RefSeq lists its product as uncharacterized. NCBI's taxonomy places the organism in Eukaryota, Fungi, Ascomycota, Pichiomycetes, Pichiales, Pichiaceae. The coding region runs from base 1 to 1050 and encodes 349 amino acids. The transcript has 2 exons. The record is from RefSeq and is a predicted model, not a curated record.
AUGAAGUACUCUGUUCUUUUAGGUGCCCUUGCCCUGAGCCUGGUGUCGGCGCUCGCGGAAGACGACGACAGCAAUGUCGUCACCACCACCGUCUACGGCACAACCACCAAUACCCACAAGUACGGCCGUUUCGACAAGACAAAGGCGUCCUCCGAGGAGACCUCCAGUGGAACACACAAGUACGGUAGGUUCGACAAAACAAAGGCCUCUGAGGAGUCGUCGUCCACAGGCACCCAUAAAUACGGCCGGUUCGACAAGACCAGGGCUUCCGAGGAGUCCACAUCGACCGGUACCCACAAGUACGGAAGAUUCGACAAGACCCAGGCCUCCGAGGAGUCUACGUCUACCGGCACGCACAAGUACGGCAGAUUCGACAAGACGAAGGCGUCGGAAGAGUCGUCCUCCACCGGAACCCACAAGUACGGCCGGUUCGACAAGACAAAGGCUAGAACCACCACCACUGUUUACAUUGCCGAGUCGAGCGCUGCUGCCGAGCAGAGACAGCAGGUUUUGACCGGCUCCAACUCGACCUCCAACUCGACCUCCAGCGCAGUGAGCUCCUCCAGCGCAGGGGCUGCGCACGCUUACGGGCUGUCCAUGGGCAUGGUUGUCCUUGGAGCUGCUGCCCGACAGGAAAAACGUGUAGCGGAUGCAGUCCAUCAUCGCCUUCUUGAUGAGCGUUUGUGCGCCGGCGUCCAGCGUGUGCAGCAGCUGCGAGUUCGACACCACGAGCUCCAGGUUCACGCCCGGGAGCAGUGGCUGGAGGUGGCUGAACUUCUUCCUCAGUGUGGCGGUGUAGAUGGCCUCGCCGAGCUGCGAAAAAAGAGCCGUGGCCACGCUCCGGCCAAAGUAGAUGUACGUCAUCGCCAGGAUCGUGCUGCCGGGGGUUUUAGGACAGCACAGCUGGACGCUCAUCAUGGGCGCCUGGAACGUGAUGCCGACGCCGAGGCCGUACAGCACCUGCAGGCCGUAUCUUUUCGACGGAGCCGAGUCUGCCUCGAGCAGUGUGAGGAUGCCGACGCCGAUCGACGCAAACGUCGUGCCAAUUAG